AUGUCCUCGGGAAAGAUCCCUAUCAUUGAUUUUGGACUCUGGGUAGUGGGGACUUCCCAGGAGCGCGACCAGCUUGCCCGAGACCUAUCGAGCGCUUGCCGCCAUGUCGGCUUCGUCUAUCUCGUCAACCACGGGAUCGAUCAGAACCUCUUGACUGAAGCUUUUGCAUGGUCCAAAAAGUUCUUUGAUCUUCCGAUGGAGAAGAAGAUGCUUGUACCGCAUCCCCCUGGCUUUCUCAUCCACAGGGGCUACUCAUGGCCCGGCCUGGAAAAGGUCUCCCAGCAAGAAGACCUGGCCGACUCGGCAGCGGCGACCGCCAAUAUCCGCGCCGUCCCGGACGUCAAGGAGAGCUUUGAGAUGGGCAGUGAAGAGCUCGCAGAGCAGCCAAACGUGUGGCCACCCGAGGCCGACGCCCUCUCGGAGCUCUCGGGCUUCCGGGCGUUCAUGACCCGCUUCUACAAGGAAUGUGCCGGCUUGUCCCUCGAGGUGAUCCGCGCCCUGGCGUCGGGAAUCCAACUGUCGCAGUCCGAAGAGGCGCACCUCGUGGCCUCGCACGCAGGUUCCCUGAACAACCAGCUGCGUCUCUUGCACUACCCUCCCGUCUCUGGGGCGUCGCUCCGUCGCGGCGAGGUUGCGCGCAUGCCGGCGCAUUCGGACUGGGGCACCGUCACGCUCCUGUUCCAGGACAGGGCCGGCGGCCUUCAGGUUGAAGAUCCGGGGUCGCCGGGCUGCUUUGUGGAUGCACCGCCGGUUGAUGGUGCCGUCGUGGUCAAUGUUGGGGAUGCACUGAUGCGGUGGACGAACGGCUAUUUGAAGUCCACUCUGCAUCGUGUCGGCAUCCCGCCACACUACUCCCAGGCUACAGAGCCACAAGACAAGCAAACUGGCCGAGGGGAUUUGACCCCAUCUCGCUACUCUAUCCCUUACUUUGUCAGCCCGAAUCCCGACGCAGUUGUUGAUUGCUUUGCUUCCUGCGUGACCGAGGACAGGCCGCAAGGAUAUGAGAGAAUCAUCUACGAGGAUUACAGAAAAAUGCGGGCGAGUACGCAGUACUAA
This is a messenger RNA of Pyricularia pennisetigena, 1056 nucleotides long. RefSeq lists its product as uncharacterized. The coding region runs from base 1 to 1056 and encodes 351 amino acids. Gene Ontology annotation, molecular function: dioxygenase activity. The record is from RefSeq and is a predicted model, not a curated record. NCBI's taxonomy places the organism in Eukaryota, Fungi, Ascomycota, Sordariomycetes, Magnaporthales, Pyriculariaceae. The transcript is spliced from 3 exons.